Entelurus aequoreus (snake pipefish) is the source of this 7275-nucleotide messenger RNA. It is a transcript of the gene glt1d1, whose product is annotated as glycosyltransferase 1 domain containing 1. The record is from RefSeq and is a predicted model, not a curated record. Gene Ontology annotation, molecular function: glycosyltransferase activity. The transcript has 12 exons. The coding region runs from base 175 to 1206 and encodes 343 amino acids. Lineage: Eukaryota; Metazoa; Chordata; Actinopteri; Syngnathiformes; Syngnathidae.
UAAAAUAAAUUGAGGUUAAAAAAGUAACACGUGUUGCACUGUUACGUGUUUCCAGGGAAUGAUAUAAAAGGCGGACACGUGACAAGCCUCUCCUUGGUUACAUUAAAUUUAGCUCCGCAUGUUGCUCCUUUAUUUAAACACUCGCUCACUUAGUAUCAGACCAUUAUUAAGAUAAUGAAAUUACUUUUCCUCGCUUGCCUGGAACCCAAAACAGGGAACCACACCACAGCUGAGCGAAUCAGGUCCCACAUUGAAUCAGCAGGACACACUUGUGAGCUCCAUCAUGCAGAAGAAUUUCAGUCAUCUUCUGACUUAGCAAACCUGCUAUCACAAAAUAUUCAAUUUGAUGGCGCGCUUGCCAUUCAUCUCUUCAAAGCCGGCAGACUUCUCCUAGACAUUCAAGUACCUUUUGGCAUUGUCUUUGGCGGAACAGACAUUAAUGAAGAUGUGAAAGUUGAGAAGAGGCGUGCAGUUAUGGACAACGUUCUACUUAAAGCAAGGUUUGCAGUUGCAUUUACGGAGAAAAUGAAGCAAGAAGCCAUGUUAUAUUUGCAUUCUCAGAGCAGCAAAACGUAUGUCCAGCCUCAAGGUAUUGAGACAGACGUUUCAGAGGAUUUCGACUGGACUGAAUUCUUGCAAAGUGCAGGUAUACGUGGUGAGCAUGUGGAACGGCUCCAUGUUUUCCUGUUGAUCUGUGGCCUCAGAAGAGUCAAGGACCCUCUGUAUUUAGUGGAGAGUUUUUCAGAGUGGCACAGUGAGAAUCCCCAAAAUGUUCUCGUUAUAAUUGGUCCAAAGAUUGAUCCUGUCCUGACUGAUGCAGUCGAAGCUGUUGUUAGGAGAACAGCAGGGGUCUUCUUGGCCCAGGAGAGGAGCCAACCGGAGCUUCACGCUGCCAUGAAAAGGUGCUUUGCUAUGGUCAACAGUUCCAUCUCAGAGGGCAUGUCCGCAGCUAUCUUGGAGGCCAUGGAUCUGGGGCUACCUGUGUUGGCCAGGAACAUUCCGGGAAAUACUGCUAUAGUGCAAAACGAGGUCACAGGACUGGUGUACUCUUCCCCUCAGGAGUUUGUGCAUCAGUCUCAGAGGCUGUUGUCAGAUCAUCAGCUGAGAGCGAGAGUGAUCAGGAAUGGAAAAGUCUACGUGGUGAAGCAUCACAGUCUGAAACAGGAGAGAGAAACCUACCAGAGGCUGGUGAACAUGCUGCACUAACUCCUUUGUUUACUUCCCUCAUGUCCACACAAACACGGGUAUCUUUUUCUAUAUGCUUCCGUAUUAUUAUUAUUUUAUUUUUUUGGUGUCUCCUUUGUUACUAUGGUUUCUUUUGUGAUCAUGCCUUUAUCGGAAGUCACCUUUUAUGCUUUUAUUUGGUCUGUGGUCACAGCACCACUUGUUGCUUUGGCUUUACAAUCUGAAAAUCAUGUGGACAAAAACCUGUAUAUACACUAUAUUGCCAAAAGUAUUUGGCCACCCAUUUAAAUGAUGAGAAUCAGGUGUCCUAAUCACUCGGCCCGGCCACAGGUGUAUAAAAUCAAGCACUUAGGCAUGGAGACUGUUUCUACAAACAUUUGUGAAAUUUCCUCGCUCUUAAAUAUUCCAAAGUCAACUGUCGGCUUUAUUAUAAGAAAAUUGAAGAGUUUGGGAACAACAGCAACUCAGCCACGAAGUGGUAGGCCACGUAAACUGACAGAGAGGGGUCAGCGGAUGCUGAAGCGCAUAGUGAAAAGACUUUCUGCACAGUCAGUUGCUACAGAGCUCCAAACUUCAUGUGACUUUCCAAUUAGCCCACGUACAGUACGCAGAGAGCUUCAUGGAAUGGGUUUCCAUGGCCGAGCAGCUGCAUCUAAGCCAUACAUCACCAAGUCCAAUGCGUGGGAUGCAGUGAUGUAAAGCACGUCGCCACUGGACGCCUUCUCUGGAGUGAUGAAUCACACUUUUCCAUCUGGCAAUCUCACGGACGAGUCUGGGUUUGGAGGUUGCCAGCAGAACGGUACAUUUCGGAAUGCAUUGUGCCGAGUGUGGAAUUUGGUGGAGGAGGAAUUAUGGUGUGGGAUUGUUUUUCAGGAGUUGUGCUUGGCCCCUUAGUUCCAGUGAAAUGAAAUUUGAAUGCUCCAGGACACCAACACAUUUUGGACAAUUCCAUGCUCCCACACUUGUGGGAACAGUUUGGAGCGGGCCCCUUCAUCUUCCAACAUGACUGUGUACCGGUGCACAAAGCAAAGUCCAUAAAGACAUGGAUGACAGAAUCUGGUGUGGAUAAAGUUGACUGGCCUGCACAGAGUCCUGACCUGAACACCUCUGGGAUGAAUUAGAACAGAGACUGAGAGCCAGGCCUUCUCGACCAACAUCAGUGUGUGACCUCACCAAUGCGCUUUUGGAAGAAUGGUGGAGAAUUCCUAUAAACACACUUCGCAACCUUGUGGACAGCCUGCCCAGAAGAGCUGAAGCUGUAAUAGCUGCAAAAGGUGGACCGAUAUCAUAUUGAACCCUAUGGGUUAGGAAUGGGAUGGCACUUCAAGUUCAUAUGUGAGUCAAGGCAGGUGGCCAAAUACUUUUGGCAAUAUAGUGUAUUUUAAACCCAAUAAUUGGAUUUUUGAUACAUACCUUUUUCAUGGGUGACUAUAGUCUAUGCAUAAACCUCAGUAUCAGUAUGACACCGGUCAAUAUAGUAUCUUUCAUACAACCCACUUUACUGUAUUUUACAAUACCAUACUGUAAACAUGUAAUAUUGGUGCUUUGUUCUAAAGGGAUCGCUGUAAUGCAAUGGGAACAUAAACAUGCUUUUUUUCCCACAGUAAUAUGUUAUGCAUUUGGAAGUGUACUAUUUAUUUCAGAUGGAAUGUAUUUAUCAGUUUGUUGUUUCUCUUGUUUCCGCUCUGCGUAUCUUAUGUUUAUUGAUGACGUGCAAGGGAAGAGGUCUGCAUGCUUAAAAAAAACAAAAAAUCCAGUUUGAAAGGUCACAAUGAUUCUGUCUCCCAAUGCACGUCUGCAAUACAGUAUCUGCUUAGAAACCCCUUUGUGUAGCAAAUGUAAAAAUAUAUACACAGGGUAUGUAUAUUUCAAAACAAAAUUGCCAUAAUUGAGAGUUGUGGUGAGCAGUUAACAUACACUUACCGUAUUUUUCGGAGUAUAAGUCGCAACUGGGUAUAAGUCGCACCGGCCGAAAAUGCAUAAGAAAGAAGGGAAGAAACAUAUAUAAGUCGCACUGGAGUAUAAGUCACAUUUUUGGGGGAAAUUUAUUUGAUAAAAGCCAACACCAAGAAUAGACAUUUGAAAGGCAAUUUAAAAUAAAUGAAGAAUAGUGAACAACAGGCUGAAUAAGUGUACGUUAUAUGAGGCAUAAAUAACCAACUGAGAACGUGCCUGGUAUGUUAACGUAACAUAUUAUGGUAAGAGUCAUUCAAAUAACUAUAACAUAUAGAACAUGCUAUACGUUUACCAAACAAUCUGUCACUCCUAAUCGCUAAAUCCCAUGAAAUCUUAUACGUCUAGUCUCUUACGUGAAUGAGAUAAAUAAUAUUAUUUGAUAUUUUACGGUAAUGUGUUAAUCAUUUCACACAUAAGUCGCUCCAGAGUGUUAAGUCGCACCCCCGGCCAAACUAUGAAAAAAACUGCGACUUACAGUCCGAAAAAUACGGUACAGAGAGUUAGGGUUGGGUAUCGAGUAUCGAUUGGAACCGGGACUAACUUUCCGAUUCUCCCGGAAUCGUUCAAAAGUUUAAAUUUCGAUUCCUAUUUUUGAUACCAGUCCGCCGACCGGAAAAAAAUAUGUCCGCCGAACCGGAAGAAGAAGCCGCUGAACACCAACGAAGAAGCGCCCACCGCCGGAAGUGUUAGCAUAGCCGAGCGAGUCAGUCAAGCUCAAGCAUGGAUAGCGGGCGUCGGCGGUCGAACGUGUGGCUUUACUUUACAAAAAAAAAUGAAAUAACCGCGAAAUAACAGAGCUCCAUGUCCAUCAAGAAACGAGUGGAGAGAGAGCUGCAGAUGUACCAGGACGUUCCACCGAUACUUAUGUCUGACGACCCUGCUGCAUGGUGGUGGAACCAACAAAAGACUUAUCCUUUGCUGUCAUAUCUCGCUUUCUCCUAUUUAUGCGUUCAAGCUUCUUCCACACCCAGCGAACGUGUAUUUUCCACAGCAGGAGACACAAUCUGUCCAGAACGCUCUCGCAUCCUGCCUGAGAAGGCGGAUAUGGUCAUUUUCCUAAACAAAAACUGUCUCUGAUUUUAUACUGUACCUGUUGCUAAUCUGGACUGGGUUUUUGCAAGUUGUUUCUUAUUGUUUAUUUGCUUUUCUGCACCAAGUUAGCCCAUCAGUGGGAGCACGGUAACAUUUUUAAGUACCUGUCGCAUCAUACACUUGUGUGUGUAAAUGUGUUUUCAUGAGGUUUCCUGCAGCAUCAUACACUUAUGUGUAAAUGUGCUUUCAUGAGGUUUUCAAAAAUAAAGCUCUCUUGAGGAAAGUGUACCCCUGGGAAAAUGUAUUCAUAAUUUACAAUAUUUUUAUUGAAGUUCAUAGAUUUGAUAUUUAUAUUCUAGUUGUAAACAGCCCUGUGAGGAAUUUAUAGUAAAGUUCAUAAAAAGUUAAUAGAAUUAAAAUUUGAUGGAGAAUGUCAGACUAUUUCAUUCAGAAAGACUGUAGGUUAGCUAGCUCAUUUAAAAUAUCCUAAACUUUUUUUUGACCCUGCCUCUUAAAAGAAUCAGAAUCGAGAACUCAGGAAUCGGAAUCGAAACAAAGAAUCGGAAUCGUUCGAAUUCAAACGAUACCCAACCCUACAGAGAGUGAUACUGUGUUCCUUGACGCCUUGAUGUGUGUGCCACUUUAAGAAAAAAAAGGUGACCGAUACAGUUGCUGUGUUAUUUGACUGUGAGGCACCAAACUGGGUUUCAGGAAACAUUUGUUUUGGCUCAGGAGUGACCGCUCGUACUGAAAGAAGUCGGCGGAGUGGCGUUCCUCGUUCGAUGUUAUCAUCGAUGUCAAUGAAACUAAGAAAAAGGAAAAAUUCCGAAUUGUGGAAUCAUUUUGAUUUUAAUUGCGACUAAAUGUUCUCUUCCUGUUUACGUUCUGCACAGCUAUUCCUUAAAAAAAAAAGAUUGUAUUUGCGUACUAUCAGCACGGUGAAAGAGGGGUUAGUGCGUCUGCCUCGCAAUACGAAGGUCCUGGGUUCGAUCCUGCGCUCGGGAUCUUUCUGUGUGGAGUUGGCAUGCUCUCCCCUGUGACUGCGUGGGUACUCCGGCUUCCUCCCACCUCCAAAAACAUGCACCUGGUGAUAGGUUGAUUGGCAACACUAAAUUGGCCCUAGUGUGUGAAUGUUGUCUAUCUGUGUUGGCCCUGCGAUGAGGUGGCGGCUUGUCCAGGGUGUACACCGCCUUCCGCCCGAUUGUAGCUGAGAUAGGCUCCAGCACCCCCGCAACCCUGAACGAGACAAGCGGUAGAAAAUGGAUGGAUGGAUUGACAGUUUAAUUUCUGUAUCAAAUGUAGUGACUUUUUCAAUCCAGCAGAUGGCCCCUUUAUGAAACAGCAACACUGUGUCAUUGCAUUGUCAAUACAGCUGCCAAGCACUCACUGAGAUUUACCCAUCUGUACUCAUGAGCAUGAACAUCAUAUUCAUCUCUAAAUUGUUGUUUUUUCUUUUUCCAUGUUGGAAUGAUUUUACUGCCAUCUUGAUUUUGCACAAGUUGGAUUUCGUUUUGGAUUUUGUCUAAUUUACAAAAGAUCGAAAUACAUGCACACAUGGAAAUGAGUGGCUCUGCAGCCUCUAAAACAGUGGUUCUUAACCCCACCAGUUUCAUAUGCGUAUUCACCGAACCCUUCUUUAGUGAAAAAUAAAACUUUUUUUGGUUUUUUUCAAAUUCAAGACAAAGUUCUAUGUUUUUUUUACUGGUGCACAAAAUGAACCGUGCAUGAACAUCACCUUGUUCAAAGAACAAAACCUACACAGUCCAUGAACUCACAACAAAUUACACACCUGCAAAUCAGAUGGAAAAUCAGAGGGAACAUUGUUUGGGGGUAUCAAUAAUACGCCGAUAGGGAGAAGUUUUUAUUACACGAUGAGUUGGGUGUGGCUUGACGGCGGAGGCUCCACCGAACCCCUGAGGCCGACUCACCGAACCCCUAGGGUUCGAUCGAACCCACGUUAAGAACCACUGCGCUAAAAUAUCUCAUCUUGACCAAGCCCAACGAACUACUGGUUCGUAAUCCGAUCGAUUGAAGGUAUCUUGGGCAACAUUAUCAGUUUUUUAACAGUGCUCAUUGGAUCAAUGCAAACAUUUAAGGAACUCAUUGAAGAGCUGAGGAAGACAAUUGUAGAAUUGCACAAUUAUUUUGGAGCUACUUCCAAACAAACUGCAGAUUCCAAGAUCAUCAAUUCAGUAUGCAAGUAUAAGUUAUUUAGGUGUGUCCCCACUUUGUCAAGGGGACAUGUUUAGAAUUUUUUUUUUCCAUUUUAUCUCUUUAAAACACGCUGUAAAUAAAUGCAUAUCAUCUGAAAGUAUGUCUGCAAAUAGCCAUGAACUGGAAGAUGCACUUUUUAAUCAAGAUACAAUUAAAACAUUAAUUAAACUUUUUUAUGGAAUAAUAAAUGAACAUCAUACUAGAAAUGCAAAUGACGCAUGUGUUCGGAAAUGGAUGAUCGACUUAAACAUGUUAGAUGAAAGACAUAUCAUGGUAUGAUAUUUGGAAAAAUGCAAUUAAGCCCUUUAGAAGCACUCAAAAUAAGCAUAGUCAAUUUAAGAUCUUGAAUAGAUUGUAUUGUACAUCUUCUCAGCUGUUUAAAAUUGGUGUAGUAGAUAGCAAAUUAUGUAUGCCGAGGGAACUCUUGUUCGUUUAUUGUGAGAAUGUCAGAGAAUAAAAGAGUUAUGGUUGAAAACAACAAAAGAAGCAAUCACAUUCCUAAAUAUAAACAUCCCAAUGACACUGCAAACUUGUGUUCUUGGUGAUCUGCAUCAAUUUAGUAAUGUGUUAUCAAAGAGUAAAAAAAAGCAUUUAUUUCAAUAUGCAUCAUAACAAAAAGGGUGAUACUAAAAAAAAUGGAUAAAUGUUGAUAGUCCAACUCAUACUGACUGGUAUACACAAGCUAUGGAGAUGAUAUCAGUAGAAACAACUGCAUUUAGUUUGGAUAAUAAUGAGUCAUGUAUUGGAAUAUGGGAUCCAUUAUUUAAAUUCGUUUUAACAUGCUCGGUUGAUUGCUAUUCUGAAUGUUGCUGUGUCGGGAUUGGUUUUGGAAUUGGAAUUGCAUUAUUAUGGUAUUGUUUUGUUGGAUUGAUUAAUAAAAAUAAAUAA